CCGCGAGAGAAAAAAAAGGCUAAAAAGGCUUCAGCGCCUGCCCACCGUUCGAUCUUCAUUUGCGGCAGUAGAAACCCUAACCCUAGCUCCACCGCACGCUUAUAGAAGCGGCUGAGGCUCCAACCGAGCCUUCCAGGCCUUCGUUGCUAGAGAUGGAGCUCUGUACUGCUCGAACCAUCUCGAAUAUCACCCGCCCCACUCUCUUCUCUCCUCACCAAACUCGUCUCCGACUGAGAACUUCUCUCCCUUUCAAUCACCUCGCCUUCCCUCGCUCCAACCCAGGGUUGCUCUAUUACACCAAUUCCUCUGUAAGAUCUACUACAUCUGAAGAUACGUCCGGUAGUCCUAGCCAGUAUGUUGGACUAGAACCUGGAUCAGUAGCUGUGGAAGAUGAAAAACCGUCUGAGAAGAAUUCAUAUCCUGAAAUUAGAGAGGAAGGAGUUCCAAAGGAAGUUUCUCCAGUGGAUGAUCAAGUGCCAGCAUUUGAGUUUCUCGACAACCUUGAUAUAAAGGUCGACUCAGAAGAUACAUAUUCGCUGCUCCUAUUUGGAGGCGGUGCCCUGAUCGCUGUUUGGAUUGCAACAACUGUAGUGAGUGCCAUCGAUUCUAUUCCUUUGUUCCCUAAAUUGCUGGAGGUUGUGGGUCUUGGAUACACCGUGUGGUUCAGUACCCGCUAUCUAAUCUUUAAGGAAAAUAGGGAGGAGUUAGUUGCCAAAAUAGAAGAGAUUAAGCUACGGGUUCUUGGUUCCAAGUAGACAGAUUGAAGUAGUGGGGACUCAGUACUGGACAGUGGAGACUCGUGCUGGAUGCAGGCACUAGCAGCGAGCAAUGUAGUGUGUUACAUAAUGUUUCUAGCCAAUUUUUCAUGCCAUUUGUCAUAUAUUAAAUAGGUUUUAUUAUCCCCCGUCUUUUGUUCUUAUAUAUAUGGAGACGGGAAAUAUUUAGAAAAAGAAAAUCAGAUGUUUGUGGAAUUGUAUUCUUGCCUGCAGUGCUGUGGAACUUUUAGAAAAUCACUUUAAUAACUAGUUACUACUAACAA
Messenger RNA from Diospyros lotus (date-plum), 1039 nucleotides. Its product is annotated as protein CURVATURE THYLAKOID 1D, chloroplastic. Gene Ontology annotation, cellular component: thylakoid; chloroplast thylakoid membrane. Lineage: Eukaryota; Viridiplantae; Streptophyta; Magnoliopsida; Ericales; Ebenaceae. Bases 153 to 755 code for a protein of 200 amino acids. The record is from RefSeq and is a predicted model, not a curated record. The transcript has 5 exons.